Molecule: messenger RNA, 455 nt
Organism: Suillus subaureus
Lineage: Eukaryota; Fungi; Basidiomycota; Agaricomycetes; Boletales; Suillaceae
Exons: 4
Coding region: 105-347 (80 amino acids)
Source: RefSeq, a predicted model, not a curated record
GUGUACAACGGCCUGUACACUAUUUGUUGUACGUGUAAAUAAACUCUCAAUCUGCUCUACCCAGCUCUGACAACUUUGUUUUAAGCGGAGGCGCCGCCCACUUCAUGAAUGAUAUGUCCUUGAAGCCUGUUGCCAACGAGGCAAACGUGGACCUACUAGUAUUGUGGUGUUUCUGCUUGAGCUAUUCUGUCGCCAUAACAGACCAACAAGGGUCUGAAGGUGCUCUUUGCAUUCCGGGCCCUCUACUACCGUUGUACGUGUUCGUUUCCAGCACGUUGAAAGUUAUCCAGCAACUCGCGCUCCUGGCUGUCUUGAACAUGCUGGACAACGGCAUUUGCUAUUUGUGAUUUGAUCACGUUCGUAGCUCGCCACUAAAAGAUUAUCUACAUUCUAUUUGACAUGUCCAAUCCACUCUGUACCGCAGCAUCCUCCUUGCAAACCUUAACAUGAGGGUG